GGUGCAGCGGGACGCGGGCUGGCGGCGCAGCCGGGCAUGUCGGGGUCCGAGGCCGCGCUGCCGGCGGAGAAGGAGGAGGAGAGCGAGGAGGAGAGCGAGGUGCUGGAGGAAAGCCCCUGCGGGCGCUGGCAGAAGCGCCGGGAGCAGGUGAACCAGGGGAACAUGCCUGGGAUCCAGAGCACCUUCCUGGCCAUGGACACGGAGGAGGGCGUAGAGGUGGUGUGGAAUGAGCUGCACUUCACAGACAAGAAGGCCUUCAAGGCCCACGAGGAGAAGAUCAAUACCAUGUUUGAGCAGCUGGUGGUUGUGGAUCAUCCCAAUAUUGUGAAGUUGCAUAAAUACUGGCUGGAUGUGAAGGACUCCAAGGCCCGGGUGAUCUUCAUCACAGAAUACGUGUCCUCGGGGAGCCUGAAACAGUUCCUGAAGAAAACCAAGAAAAACCACAAGGCCAUGAAUGCUCGGGCCUGGAAGCGCUGGUGCACACAGAUCCUCUCUGCUCUCAGCUUCCUGCAUUCCUGCGAUCCGCCCAUCAUCCACGGCAACCUGACGAGUGACACUGUCUUCAUCCAGCACAACGGCCUCAUAAAGAUCGGCUCAGUCUGGCACAGGGUAUUUGCAAAUGCCAUCCCUGACGAUCUCCGAAGCCCCAUCAGGAUUGAGAGAGAGGAGCAGCGCAACUUGCAUUUCUUCCCCCCGGAGUAUGGCCAUGUAGCUGACGGGACAGCUGUGGACAUUUUCUCCUUUGGAAUGUGCGCCCUGGAGAUGGCGGUGCUGGAGAUCCAGUCCAAUGGGGACAGCCGAGUCUCCGAGGAGGCGAUUGCUCGGGCAAGGCACUCCUUGGAUGAUCCCAACAUGCGGGACUUCAUUCUGGGGUGCCUGCUCCUCAACCCGGACAAGCGGCCGACAGCCCAUAAUCUGCUCUUCCACCAGGUGCUCUUUGAGGUCCACUCCCUCAAACUGCUGGCAGCGCACUGCUUCAUCAACAACCAGUACCUGAUGCCGGAGAACGUGGUGGAGGAGAAGACGAAGGAGCUGGACCUGAACAUGGUGAUGGCGGAGAUCCGACGAGAGGGGCGGCCCGCAGUGCAGUGGAGAUACUCAGAAGUCUCCUUCCUGGAGCUUGACAAGUUCCUGGAGGAUGUUAGGAAUGGGAUCUAUCCCCUGAUGAACUUCGCUGCCACCAGGCCCCAGCUGCUCCCGCGUGCACUCUCCCAGCCUCAGGAGGACCCCCAGAAAGCCAAGACCCCCACCCCGGAGCCCUUCGAUGUGGAGACGAGGAAGGUGGUGCAGAUGCAGUGUAGCAUGGAGAUGAAUGAAGAGAAGGCCCAGUGGCAUCUCACGCUCUUGCUAACCCUGGAGGACAAGCUGCACCGACAGUUAAGCUACGACCUGCUGCCAACUGACAGUUCCAAGGGCUUGGCCUCAGAGCUGGUGCACUACGGAUUCAUCCAUGAGGAUGACUGUGAAAUGCUGGCCAACUUCCUAGAAAAUGCUUUUCACAAGCACCGGUCUCCUCCCUUGUGAGUCACCCCGAUGAGUUCUGGGCAGAGAGGUGCCCCCCAAAGGAGGAUGGGAACUGUCCCAGGCCAGAAGGAACUGUGGGGCUCUUGAUCAGGCUUUCCGCUGCAGAGGUGACCUUGCCAUUUGUUCCUGGCUGUAUCUCUACUGUCCAUCCAGCCUGUGAUUCAGAAAGAAAAUGGCAAGAAGAGAAAGGACCAGCAAACAUGAGGCAUUUGACAUGCGUCGUUGUUACCAGGAUCCCGCCAAGAAUGUGCUCUCCAGCCUCCACUUCUGAAGGAGGCCAGGGCGAGCGGUGAGGUGGUUUUAGGAGUGGAGGAUCAUGCAGGAAGCUUCUGGUUGCAGGGUUUUUGAAGAUGCAAAGCUGCUGCUAGAGCCCACAACUGGUAAAUUUACCUCUGGGAACAAGAAGCACCUUCACUGUGGGCCAUCACUUCGCUUCCUCAGCUGGAAAUGGUCACAGCAGGGAGUGAAAGAGUGGGGGGAAGUGCAGGUUUGGGAGGAUCUUGAGCAGUUUCCUGUCUGCCAUAUUCCACCCCUUUUCCAGGCCUGAUUCCUCCUGCUCUGCUGGAUUCCCCCAGGGCAAAGGAGCCAUUGCGAUGCCUUAUAAUAAGAACUGGACUCCCUCUGCUAGGCUGAGGAGAGGACAUUGUGAGCUUGACUGACAGGGCAUGGGAAGAAAUUGCAGGAAUCCAGAACCAUCAGGUGGUUCAUAAAAUAUGGACCAACAGAACCACCACUGGUGCUGAGCACAGCCUCUGUCAUUUCAGUUAGUGAAUAUUUGGAAGGCUAAGAGACAAAGUGAAAUGUGGAAUUUCCAUCAUUAGACGGGAGAGUGGGGGCAAAUAUAGCUGCUGAUUUGUCAGGUUCAAGAUUGGUGUAUUAUGCAAAUAGGAAUUGUGUAUCAAUGGCUGUGCAAUGCUGCUCUGCCUGCACCUCGCUGCUCUGAGUGUACUGUUCACACUAUGCCAUAUGGGCCACGCUGCACUGACUGUAUCAUGCUAUGCUGACUUCCUUACACUGUGCCUGAUUCCCUGUCUGGUUCUGGCUGUGUAUGCUUUGCCACGCAGCACAGAUUUUAUCGUGGUGUGCUGGGUUUGCCGUGCUAAGCUGCUUUGCUAAGCUGUCCUGGCUGUUUAAUUACGUGGGUUUUCCAAGUUGUGCUGAUAUUGUGCUAACUUUGCAGAUACAGACAUUUCAAUAAAUUGAUUGAAAAGAACAAACCCCAUCACAAAACAUGAUAACUGAGUGACCCAUUUGGAGUCUUUGUGGAUUGUUUACUCUCCCCAUUACACAAAGAAGGGGUAAAGUAGCUUCCUCCAUGUCCAAUUGGCUUAUCCAGAGUCAGGUACACUGAAAUGCUGAACGAAUUAGGUGGAGAAACAUUCUCCUAAUGCUUGGUUCAGUGGGGCUUCUCACUCUUUCUGCUUAUGCCAGGACAAGUCUGGGCUUGAGUCUAUGGAAAUGCUGAAAGCUUGCUUUGUGCUGUGCUUGUUUCAUGUCCCUGAUGGAGCAAUUAGCUCUAGUUCAGCUCCUAGGUUUUCCCCUUGCUGAUUUCUUUGUAUAACCAACAAGUCAGAGCUCGAUUUCUCUAGAGAAUUUUCCUCCCAGUGACUUUGCUGUGUUCUGCAGUGGUGUAUUCGUUAGCUAACCUCUACACAAUUCCUAGAGUACAUGAUGCAUUAGGCAAGGAUGAUCUGAGGUUGAGGAAUGCAGCCCCACACCCUGAAAGAGCUCCAGCUGGUAAAACAAAACACAACACUGCAGUCUGUCUGCUCAGCACCAAGGAUUGUUGUGGUUUUUUCCUCAACACACCCCCCUCCUCCAAAGUAUUUUUUUCUGGCAGAAGAACUCAUUAAAAAAAUCCAGUGCAAAACAAGCCAAAGGGCUUAUAAUCGAUGUCUUAGGUACUUAUAUGGCCCCCAUCCGCCUAGUAUCUGAGCGCCUCACACUCUUUAAAUACAAUGCUAUGUGAUUCACCUUUGUGAGCCUGUAUCUCAUUCUGUAAGUGUGAAAAGGCACACGUCCAAAAGGGAAAGCUUCCAAUUCUGUAUGGAGAAUAAAAGAACUGAGUCCCAGUCUACGGACUAGUUUCAGAGUA
Emys orbicularis (European pond turtle) is the source of this 3619-nucleotide messenger RNA. It is a transcript of the gene NRBP2, whose product is annotated as nuclear receptor binding protein 2. The coding region runs from base 37 to 1524 and encodes 495 amino acids. The transcript is spliced from 18 exons. Lineage: Eukaryota; Metazoa; Chordata; Testudines; Emydidae. The record is from RefSeq and is a predicted model, not a curated record. Gene Ontology annotation, cellular component: cytoplasm; endomembrane system. Gene Ontology annotation, molecular function: protein serine/threonine kinase activity; ATP binding. Gene Ontology annotation, biological process: protein phosphorylation; intracellular signal transduction.